UAGUUGUUUUCCCGUAUCCAGCCCCCGGGAAAAUGGCCGCCGCCGCCGCCCGCCCCCUCGUCACCGUGCAGUCCCUGGAGAACGAUAUGGCCACCGACGGAGGAGCCGCAGCCAACUGCCUGCCUCUUCCUGACGUAAUGAAAGCCGCUAUCCGCCCCGACAUCGUCACGUUCGUGGACGGCCAGAUCUCCAACAACGCCCGGCAGCCUUACGCCGUCUCCAAACGCGCCGGCCACCAGACCUCUGCCGAGUCCUGGGGUACCGGCCGUGCAGUCUCCCGUAUCCCCCGUGUACCCGGCGGUGGUACCCACCGCGCCGGGCAGGGAGCCUUCGGCAACAUGUGUCGCGGCGGACGAAUGUUCGCUCCGACGAAGAUCUGGCGCCGCUGGCACAGAGCUGUCAAUGUCACGCAGAAGCGCCACGCCGUCGUUUCGGCGAUCGCGGCUUCCGCUGUACCUUCUUUGGUCCUUGCUCGCGGACACAAAAUCGAGGAGGUUCCUGAAUUGCCUCUUGUUGUUUCCGAUUCCGCUGAGGCUGUAGAGAAAACUAGCGCCGCGCUGAAAAUCCUCAAGCAAAUCGGAGCAUUGGCCGAUGCCGAGAAGGCGAAGGAUAGCCAAGGUAUCCGCGCCGGAAAGGGGAAAAUGCGCAAUCGCCGCUACAUUUCGAGGAAAGGACCGCUGAUUGUCUACGGAAAUGAAGGAUCGAAGCUGGUGAAGGCCUUCCGCAAUCAAGAGCGCUAG
Salvia miltiorrhiza (redroot sage) is the source of this 740-nucleotide messenger RNA. RefSeq names its product 60S ribosomal protein L4-like. Gene Ontology annotation, molecular function: RNA binding; structural constituent of ribosome. The coding region runs from base 33 to 740 and encodes 235 amino acids. The transcript has a single exon. The record is from RefSeq and is a predicted model, not a curated record. Gene Ontology annotation, cellular component: ribosome; cytosolic large ribosomal subunit. Gene Ontology annotation, biological process: translation. NCBI's taxonomy places the organism in Eukaryota, Viridiplantae, Streptophyta, Magnoliopsida, Lamiales, Lamiaceae.